Daphnia magna is the source of this 3077-nucleotide messenger RNA. RefSeq lists its product as uncharacterized. The transcript is spliced from 2 exons. Bases 17 to 2737 code for a protein of 906 amino acids. NCBI's taxonomy places the organism in Eukaryota, Metazoa, Arthropoda, Branchiopoda, Diplostraca, Daphniidae. The record is from RefSeq and is a predicted model, not a curated record.
AGUAGCUAAACUACUUAUGUUUAAAGACGGCAUCGAUGCCAAAACACUGGUGGAAUCGGAUGAUUUCAAAACAGGCAUAUCCUCCCACAUCCAACAUGAUGUCUGGGCUACACAAUUAGCUAAUUCUAGCAAACAACUGGUCACUACCCAAGACACCAUCAAGAAGGCUAUUAGCCACGGGCUCGAUAAUAUCACUUCGGUGGUGAGCAAAAAAAUACAACAGGAAUUCCGGAACCAGAAUUUCCGACGUAACAACUGGCGUGACGACGACUAUGACAGACAAUCAUAUCGCCGCCCGGAUGAUUACAGCCGGAACCAGCGUCAAGCUGAGCAACCAAUGUAUCAACCAACCAUUGGUACACCAACUAUAGCCAUCAACCCAGCCCCACAACAGCUCAACCAGCAGCUGGCAGCCCCACAGGGCUAUUGGAACCCGGCAAUCGCCAACCAACCAACAGGCUUAGUCUAUGCCUCACCUCAACCGGUUCAGCAACAACCGGUUCAGCAACGUACUGAAAUUCCGUACCGUAAUUUUAUAACAAGGGUCAGCACGGGCUACAAACCCCAUAUCUACCCGACCGUUAAGGCAUUAAAUCGGAUGCUCCGAAACCAGGUCCUUAUAAACCAAUCUCACUACAAUAUCUCUGAUGAAGAGAUUGAGGCCCUCUGCCUCGGACUUAACUUCAUACCAUCGGACAUUAGUCCGGAAGCGAAAGAAGCCAACUCCAGCAACCUUAACCAAGGUGUCAGCAAACUAAUUAGAGCAAUCAACAUCAGCCUACAUUUUGGAGAUAACUCCAGUACGAAUACAAGGAAGGGACGACUAACUAAGUUCCUCCCGAGCACUUGGGACCCCCCUACCCGAUCAUGGACACAAAUUCCAGCUGUGAUCGAUAUCCUGGACAAUAUCAUGAGCGUACCAAACGGUGCUGAACAUGUGGGAACUCCCCAACCAAUUAUAGAAGCAAUCGAGAAACUUCAAUCAGAAACCAAACUACACAUCCUUAAAGCGGAUAAAGGCCGGAACACAGUAAUCUGGGAAGCAGACGCCUACGACAGGGAGGCAACUAGACAGUUGUCAGACAUAACUACGUAUACGGAAUUAACCUUAUCUGAGUAUCACUCUCACCUCCAACGAAUCCAUUGCCUAUGUGAGACUCUCUCUGAGAAUCUACUAGCUAAUGGUUACAUAACAACAAUGGAGGACGAAGCAAUACGCUCCACCGAAACACGUGGAGCAUAUAUUUACUUUCUGCCCAAAACCCACAAAGACAUAAACAAAACAAGCUUAACAUUUCCUGGGCGACCAAUUGUUGCUACCUUCACAUCAGGAACUUAUCUACUCGACAAACUGAUAACAGAGGUUACUGCACCUCUCCUCCCCCGAAUACCGGGUUCACUAAUUGACACUAGCGACCUCGUGGAUAAACUUCCUAAACAAAAGUUACCUGAGGGUACACUCAUCACCACAAUGGAUGUGACCAGCCUAUACCCAAACAUACCAUGGGGUCCUGGCAUAGAGGCCGCAACCUCAUUCUACACCAGCAACCUGGAAUUCUUGCAACAGGUCGCGGAACAAAACAAUCUACUCCGACCACCCCACCCAGCACUAUUCAAAAGAAUUCUCAACACUGUCUUAUGCAACUCUAUCAUUAACUUCAAGGAUAUACGGUUUUUUCACCAAACCAAAGGCACGGCCAUGGGUUGUUGUAUCUCGGUCUAUUUCGCCAAUUGCUAUAUGUUCCACCUUACUCAACCGGUGAUCGAAAGACCUCCAGGUUGGCUUAUCACCUUCCUAAGAUUCAUAGACGACAUUCUCAUCAUCUCGAAUCACACGGGACCCAACGAACUACCUGAAUUAAUUAAAUCUAUAACUACGGAGCAUAUAGCGUAUACACACACGCAGCCCAGCCAAUCGGACAAUUUUUUGGAUAUCACUAUCCACCUCAAAGCUUCUACCAACACACUUGAAAUCUCACCUUAUACUAAGGAAACGGCCUCGGGAGCCUAUUUACACCCAGCCUCCAAUCACCCCGGUCAUGUCCUUUCGGCCAUACCGUACUCUCAAUUUUUAAGAUUACGACGAAACUCGUCUACAAUUGAUAUAUUCAAAAAACACGCCCGAAAAAUGAUGACCGACUUCAAAAUUAUGACAUACGACAAGAAACUACUCAAGCGCAGCUAUAAUAAGGCCCUUUGCGGGAACCCAACAUUGACUAGUACUACGAAACAGACUAAUAACGACGUAUUCCGGCUCAUUACAACAUUUAACAAAUACACUAACUGGAAACACAAGUUGUACCAACUAAAAAACCUCUACAACUAUAUCCUGGACCAUUACAGUAAAAAUGGACCUUUCCAGAACUGGAAACACAUUCGGGUACUCCAAGCUAAGCGUCCCGCAAUCGUCUUCACUAACGGACCUAGCAUUAACUCCAGAUUUUCUGGACAAAUCAAGAAACCGUUCAACACCUACCCAGGUGGGACGCAGGCUAACAUGGGACUCACCAGUACCCAGCACGAUACAUCGCAACCAGGCAGAAGCUACCCAAGCCUCCACAGCCCUUACACCACGCUGGAAUUCACCAACACAAACCAGCAACAUGCCAGACCAGGCCCAACAUAUCAAUCUCGACUGGGCGGCCCACAUCGUCGAAACCCGACAAGGGAACACCAACUCGGGCACAGUACAAAGAAUACUGGAUCGGGGACUAACAUCCAGGCAGGGAAGCCUUGACUGGGGCAACACCUACCUUCGACGGAAGGGGAAAACCCUUAAAGAAUACUAUAUGUUAACACCUACCCAACCAAAACACCGCGGAACCAUUUUGUAUAAUGGAAAUACAGCGUAUCACUUCUCCAGAAUCGCACCUGCAUCAUCCCGGCCCUUUAGGCCGAUCUACAAAUUCCUCUCGCAAACUGGAUCCCAUGACUGGAUCUCGAUCGGCCGUGAAGAUUUUGAAUUAUUGGAGCCUUUGGUGCCCACAGCCAAACACCUGGCUGCACUCUCAGCCUUAACACAACAAUAAGUUCUGUAUAACACUUGCACUUCCUAAUAAACUGGUUGUCCUUUCCUG